AUGCAGCAACAGUCUUUCUACGAGAGCAACAUUCCUAUUGCCAUUUCUCAUCUUCGGAACGAUGGGCAAAUCCCUACCAUCCUUCAGUACUUUGAUGGCGGUCAAUGUCGCGUAUUCAAGCUUCUUGAGUCCGAAGCUCAAAUUCUCCGGGAACUCGAAUUGAAGGGAUUCUUAUGGGCCGCAAGGCUUCGGGGCUGUAGUCUGACGUUCGACAAUGCCAUCAAAUACCCCUUCAUCGCAUUGACAUGGAUUCCGGGCAGUCAGCUUUCAUGGUCCGAUAAUUUUCCGACGCAACCUCAUCGGAAUAGAAUCUUGGAUCAAGUUGCGAAGAUGCACACAUCACUGAUUGAAUGUAGCAAGCAGGCUCGUACGUUGAAUGCCUUUCGUUCAAACUGGGCCUUGCUUACAAGUCCAGGGGGUUCUAGUCUAAAACAUUUCACCCGGAUAAUUCAAAACAAGACCCGUCGAGUUCGCGAGGGCCUUCUUCCAGAAAUCACAGCGAAGGAUUGCUCUGAACAGAUGAAGAUUCUUCCAGAUAUUCUUUUGUCUGAGCUUGACGAAGCACCCUUCGCCAUUGCCCACGGCGAUUUAUCACCACAGAACAUUCUCAUAGAUGCAUAUCACAAUGUCACAGGCAUAAUCGAUUGGGGAUUUUCGGCGAGGGUACCUUUCCAGCAGGCAGCCUGCUUCCCCCGUUUUCUCCAACUCCAGAACAUCGACAUGUCGCCAAGCUCUACGCUCCUGAAAGACCGGGAGACAUACAUCACCUCGAUUCGACGCCAAAAUAACCUGGUAGCAUCUUUAAUGAUGAUUCAAGUGCUUUCAUCGGAAAAUGUUGACUUUCAACACUGCUUCCUGGAAUCGAUUAUUAGCAAAGGAAUGCAUCGUCGAUUGGCACGUAACGGAUGGAGGCUUUCACCUUAUGGACGGGCUGGAGACGGAGAAGAUGACAGCCGCAAGAAGAAUGGGACUCUUUUUUUCUCAUUCUAG
This is a messenger RNA of Penicillium cosmopolitanum, 990 nucleotides long. RefSeq names its product aminoglycoside phosphotransferase family protein. Lineage: Eukaryota; Fungi; Ascomycota; Eurotiomycetes; Eurotiales; Aspergillaceae. The record is from RefSeq and is a predicted model, not a curated record. The coding region runs from base 1 to 990 and encodes 329 amino acids. The transcript has 3 exons.